UGAAGUGGAACGUUGAAUAUAACGUGUCAUUGAUAAUCUGAUAUAUUAUAUAUAUAUAUGAGUUUUAGUAUUCGUAAUAAAUAAAAGCGGAUUCUGUAAGAUAUUAUUGAAUUAAUAAGUAUAAAAAAAUGGGACGUCUUGCAGAGCUGGUUGGUGAUCAAAUGUAUGGAGAAAAGUCUAGAACUUUCAUAUUUUCAGAAGAAGGCCAUACAUUGGGAAAUGCACUUCAAUUUAUAAUAUCUCAAUAUCCUGAUGUAGAAUUCUGUGGAUAUACUGUACCUCAUCCAGCAGAAACUAAGAUGCACUUCAGAAUACAAACUAAAAAAGGUCGAGCUACGGACGUAUUAAAACGUGGACUUCAAGAUUUGAAGAAAGUUUGUGAUCACACUUUGGAAACUUUCAAUGAAGCAUGUAAAGAAUACAGAAAUCCCUAAAAUUUAUCUAUAGAAAAUAUGUAAUAUCAUGUCUUAGCUUUUAUGCUUUUAAUUAUAAAUGUAGUUAUAAAUGUUUACUCUAAUUCCUAGUUUGUAACAACAUUUUAAUAUUCAUUUCGUUUUGAAACAAU
Molecule: messenger RNA, 565 nt
Organism: Vespula pensylvanica (western yellowjacket)
Lineage: Eukaryota; Metazoa; Arthropoda; Insecta; Hymenoptera; Vespidae
Gene: l(2)37Cg
Product: probable DNA-directed RNA polymerases I and III subunit RPAC2
Exons: 3
Coding region: 129-434 (101 amino acids)
Biological process (GO): DNA-templated transcription
Cellular component (GO): RNA polymerase I complex; RNA polymerase III complex
Molecular function (GO): DNA-directed RNA polymerase activity; protein dimerization activity; DNA binding
Source: RefSeq, a predicted model, not a curated record